AUGCGACUAUACGCGUUUCUACUGUUCGUCCUGUCCGCAUCAGCGGCACGCGCCGCUACGAUACCCGACAACGUCGCGAUCGAGAAAAAACUCGAAAUCCCGCAGGAAAAUGUAGAGAAAAAUCAGGAAAUUGCAUCCAGCAAUCAAGGACAGAUCGACCAAACGAUCGCUAUCAAUGAUAUUGACAACAAAUUACGUACAAAUCCCGCUAAAAUUCCUGUGGAAGUUCAAAACGUAGAACAGGCUCUAAAGACCAGGGACGAGUCCGAAGAAAUCAUCAGACCAGCUGUGGACCUAAGAAACCCCGGACCGCCACAACGUCAAGAGCAUGAAACACAAAACCCCGGGUUUUAUUCGGCCGAGCAGGAUUUUAUCCAGACUUAUAAGAAGAACUUAAAUAACGCGCAGGUGUUUUUAAAGCAAGAAUUUCAGGGGAUCAGUAACGGCAUCCAAAACUUGUUUGGUAAUAAUAAACAGCUCCAGGGUGUUCAGGGUAAUAUUCAAAAACUGCGAGAAGCUUUCAUUUCCCAAAUCGACAAAUUGAAUGGAACGGUCCACUCCUAUUUACAGGCUGACAGCUCCAACGCUGUUAGCCCUGAUGAGGAGCAAACCAAAGCCAACAUCCAAAAAAUAGAGACAGGUUUAAAUACAAUUAAAGAUGACUUUAAUAAGAGAGUGAAAACGUUGACUGAAGGUGUCGAAGUACUGUCUUCUCUCAGAGCUCAGAAUGAAAAAGAAGAAUCAAAUCAACCUGCUUCUGGUGCAUCUCCAUCGCCAAGUAACCCCUCACCUGCUGAUAACAUACUAAGUUUAUUUACCGGUUUUCAAACAUACGUUCAAAACGGAAUCAACAACUUUAACAAUACUAUUUCUAAUUUAAUAUUUCCGGGUCCCUUCAGACCCGGACAGAGUGGCUCAGCAGCUCCAGCAGCCGGCCAACCUGCGGGAACACAAGCAGAUCCACCUGAAGGUCAAGGAACGACCCCACCAGGGUCGGGGGGUCCUUUUGGAGGGUUGGGAUCUGGAUCGGGUCCUAUCGUGCAAGCAAUGAAUGCUCUUCAAUCCUCAUUCAGCCAAAUUGUACAAAAUAUAUCGCUAUAUAUACCUGGUUUAUCUUCCUCUGCAACGAACAAACCAACUGACACGACUUCGGCCGAAAAACCAAAUAAUAGCAACCAAAUAACAGUUUCCCAAAAUGACCAAGCGCCGAGUGCUUCGCAAGCAACUGUCCCUGAAGCAGUGCCUGUUGCUCAACCUGGACCUAUCAGACAGAUAUUACAAAACAACCCAAUAAGCCAAGGCGUCGCUGCUGCCGUGCAGAGAUUGCAGAAUAUCAACAACCCACAGAAACCAAGAGACGGCGAGAAGGAGAAGGUGCCAGAGAUUCUGCCAGUGCCAGAGAGUGAAGAUAAGAAGAAAGGGCAUUCAAGUGGGUCUGGCGAUAAUAACGACAUCAGCGGCAGCAGGCUAAGUGAAAACGAACCUUCAAAUGAGAUCAAGAAAGAUGCUGUCCCUGCAGAAGAAAUAAAGGAACAGAAGACCGAAGAGGUCGUUGCCAAGACUGAAUAA
Arctia plantaginis is the source of this 1569-nucleotide messenger RNA. NCBI's taxonomy places the organism in Eukaryota, Metazoa, Arthropoda, Insecta, Lepidoptera, Erebidae. The record is from the annotation of a GenBank genome assembly.